This is a messenger RNA of Penicillium hordei, 1323 nucleotides long. RefSeq lists its product as uncharacterized. The transcript has a single exon. NCBI's taxonomy places the organism in Eukaryota, Fungi, Ascomycota, Eurotiomycetes, Eurotiales, Aspergillaceae. The coding region runs from base 1 to 1323 and encodes 440 amino acids. The record is from RefSeq and is a predicted model, not a curated record.
AUGGCCAAUAGCCUUUGUAGCGAUGAUGCCUAUCAAACCCGGACAGGCGACCCUUGGGACGACUAUUCACAAUAUGCCCCCACCCCCGGUUAUUUUGGUCGUUCGCCUACCAUAUUCUCUCCUAGCCCUGCCCCGGAUUGUGCGACGGAUCAGGUGCAGUCAGAUCAGCUCGAUUUUCUCCCAUUAGCUGAAUGGGACGAAGAUGCCGAAUAUGACGAGCAGCUCCCAACACACAUGCGCUACACGAUUGCAUGGAAGGUUAUGUUCAACCGUAAGAAGGUAGGCAGUGUGACUGAAAAAGAUUUGGUUGUAUCUCCUGCGGAUUACUGGGUGAAGACUUUGAAACUAGCUGUUGAAGAAAUGCUGCAAAUGAAAAAGAAAAAUGGCCAGCGAGUUCGAUCUGAAGGCACGGCUGUUACUGUCAAAGUGGACUCCCGGUGCCAGAAAAACCUAGAACGAUUUUUUCCCUCUACUAUCGACUGGAAACCAGUGGAAAAGCAGCUACGUAAAUGGAGCAACUUGAUUCGUGUAGGCAAAAUCCUCACAAUCGAGAUUGUCUUUAAUUACAGGGGCGAUGACGAUGGUCCUUCCAUGUCUGUAUCAAGAACAGGCGAAAAGAGAGGCCGUGUGUCGGCAACUAGCAGAAUGUUGGCAGAGCGUGAGAGGCUGAUCCAUAAUGAAGAAGAGAACACCGGACGACCCGCAACUUGGGAUCUUGUUUAUGGCUUUAUGAGGUGUGAUGUCCGUUCAUGCCCACUCAAGUCUGAUUGGUGCUGGGAAGAUCCCAAGGACAAGAAACACUAUAAAAUGCGGGCCCCACAUCUAGAACGCCUGAUUGACUAUGUUGACGGUGGUGGCAGCCUAGACAGUCACGAUGAUGUCCCUAGUGAUAUCCGUCGAGAUCUAGUUCUGGAAAGUCAGACAGGAAGGAAAUCGAAAAAGACCGAUAAUUUGACAACCGGGCCACCAUAUCCAACCAUCAUUAAUGUUCUGCCAGCACAAAACCGAGUCGCCCCGGCGGUUACUUCGUCCGUACGUAGGCUUCCACCUGACGACUACGUCGUCAUCCCUGGGUCUCGCGAAGCUGCUGUAAGAGAAUACUGCAAAUGGUUAGAAUCACGCGCCACCGACGAGGCGUACAAAGCUGAUUUCCGGAAAAUAUGCCAAGUGACGUUGGAAAACCACCUAGAUCUUGAACUAAUUCUUGAGGACCCAGACUCUGGCUUCUUUGUUCAACGGGGGAUCCAGAUUGGAACAGCUCGUCGCUUCCUGCGCGACAUCAACGAAUGGGCCACUGUUAGGAAAUCAAACGGACUUGACUAG